AUGGAGUAUGUCUUAAAGUGGGUGGAAGCUAUAGCCACAACCACGUGUGAUGCACAAGUUGUCCUUCAAUUCCUAAAAAAGCACAUAUUUACUAGGUAUGGAGUACCUAAGGGUCUGGUUAGUGAUGGUGGCAGCCAUUUUUGUAACAGACAGAUGGAGAAACUACUCCACAAAUAUGGGGUGAUGCAUAAAGUAGCCACACCAUAUCACCCACAGACCAAUGACCAAGCAAAGCUUGCAAAUAGGGAGUUGAAGAGAAUUUUGGAGAAGACAGUGGGAGCAACCAAGAAAGAUUGGGCCAAAAAACAAGAAGAUGCACUUUGGACAUAUAGGACAGCAUUCAAAACUCCUAUUGGGAAGUCCCCUUUUCAGCUGUUAUAUGGAAAAUCUUGUCACCUCCCUGUAGAGCUUGAACAUAAAGCUUUUUGGGCCACUAAAUACCUCAACCUGGAUUCUUAA
Molecule: messenger RNA, 459 nt
Organism: Arachis stenosperma
Lineage: Eukaryota; Viridiplantae; Streptophyta; Magnoliopsida; Fabales; Fabaceae
Exons: 1
Coding region: 1-459 (152 amino acids)
Biological process (GO): DNA integration
Molecular function (GO): nucleic acid binding
Source: RefSeq, a predicted model, not a curated record